This is a messenger RNA of Alternaria hordeiaustralica, 837 nucleotides long. RefSeq lists its product as uncharacterized. Bases 1 to 837 code for a protein of 278 amino acids. The transcript is spliced from 3 exons. Gene Ontology annotation, biological process: translation. Gene Ontology annotation, molecular function: ribosomal large subunit binding. Gene Ontology annotation, cellular component: mitochondrion. The record is from RefSeq and is a predicted model, not a curated record. NCBI's taxonomy places the organism in Eukaryota, Fungi, Ascomycota, Dothideomycetes, Pleosporales, Pleosporaceae.
AUGUCUCGCACCGCCAUACCACGUGCUGCACUACGCCUUAGCUCAAGAAGCCCGUUAUGCACAUCUUCGAGGUCAAUUGAGGCGCCGAGCCGCAGUCUGCCUAUAUUGCGCCCAACACCACAAUGCUCGUCACACGCCAUCCGAAGCUUCUCCGUAAGCACACAACUACAGAAGAAGGCCGGUAAAGCGAAUAAGGCCCACGCGCGAACCGACUCCGCACCUCCCGUCAGCAACCCGGGCCCAUUGACGCCUACCGACGAAGCAUACGAUGUCUCAGGCCUGGAGGCACAGAUCCUCAAGGCUCUGGAGAAGCUUACACACGAUCUUAGUCAGUUGCGCAGUGGAGGAAAGACGAACCCCGAAAUCGUGGAGAACUUGAAAGUGCAAUUGGGCACGGCAGGAAACAAAGAGACCGUGAGACUGGGAGAUAUCGCGCAGGUUGUUCCCAGAGGGAGAAUGUUCAAUGUCAUCUGCGGGGAAGACACGCACGUCAAGCAUGUCACCAGCGCCAUCGCCGCCUCUCCACACUCGCUCACACCCCUCACACCCGAACCCUCCAAUCCUCUCACCAUCCAAGUCCCGCUCCCACCACCGACAGGAGAGUCGCGUCGCGCAGCCGUCGAGUCGGCCGUCAAAGCUUCUGAGCGAGCAGACAAGCUGAUACAACAAGGGCGUCAGGAACACAACAAGAAGCUGAGGAAGUUUGAGCUAAAUCGCGAUGUGCUGCCAGAUGACCUUCAGAAGGCGAAGAAGAAGAUGGAGGAGGUGGUGAAGAAGGGACACGAGGAGGUUAAGCGCAUCAGCGAUGGCGCGAAGAGGGUGCUUGAGAGUCAGUAA